GCAUGGCGCGUGUUUUUGAAUUCACCACUAACGAACAGAGAAUGCAUGUAAAAAUUGAUCGAUCUCUAACUUACAUUAGUCUAAUAAUAUCAAAGUAUUGUUAGCCUUGAAAAUGUCUUUAAGUUUUUGGUGUUUUUUGUGGUGUUUUUAUUUUUAUUUUUCACCACUAACGUUAGUAAUGUUAUGUACGAUAGUUCACACGUAUCACGAAUGACUCUUUGGACGAGUUAACUAAGAGAAUUUCCGAUUUACGUACAAGUUAACAGAAGAGUGAAACUAUAAAUAGAAUUGGGAUUUUUUUGUUGUCGUUGAUCUUUGGUCUCCAACAUAACGAUGCAAGUUUUAAUACUCAAUAAGUGUACCCAGGCAACUGAUCGAAGCCGUUUUGUAAUACAGUAUAUAGAAAACAUGGCCUAUCUCAGAAACUGGAGACGGUACAAUACAUUUGUUCAUGCGCUUGCACAAUCAAGCAGCAGUGAAAAUGAUGUUGAAAAUCAACUGCAGGCAGUUGGGGGCCAGCAGACAACUCCUGAAAUGUACACCUCCUCUGUGCAGUCAGAUUCUGGGGAAGAUCAGCAACAGCAGCACAUUAAUGAACCAGCAGAUUAUGACAGUGAUUCUUCCAUGUCCGUUGUUUUAACAAGUGAUGAAGAUAAUGAAAAUGAGCCUGAGGAAUGUUUACCAUCACAAAUUGCAGAAUGGGCUACAAAGUUUAAAUGCACUAGAUCAUGCAUUAAUCAUAUACUUGAAAUUUUUAGAAAGCAAGGCCACAGAGUACCAAAAGAUGCACGUACUUUACUUCAGACACCUCAAAGUAUUGAUAUCAUUAGAAAAUGUGGUGGCAAUUAUUAUUAUUUUGGGCUGCUAUCAGGACUUACGAAAACUGUGUCAUUACAUCCAAAUCAUUUUGAAGAUGAAAACUCAAUUAAACUUUCAUUUAACAUCGAUGGAGUACCAUUAUUUAAGUCUUCCUCGGUACAAUUUUGGCCAAUCCUAUGCAGUGUCAAUAGUUUUGAACCAUUUAUUGUUGCUUUGUUCUGUGGAACAAAGAAACCAGACUCAGUUGAGGAGUAUUUGCUGGACUUUGUUGAAGAACUUUGUAAUGUUGAAAAUACUGGGUUUCAAUUGAAUGAUAAACAUUUUGCUGUGAUCAUUGACUCAUUUAUUUGUGAUGCUCCUGCAAGGUCAUUUUUGAAAUGUACUAAAGGACACAAUGCAUACUUUGGAUGCGAUAGAUGCACAAUUAAAGGUGUAUGGCGUGGACGUGUUGUUUUUGAACAACCAGACGGCAUGAAUAUGCCGGAAAAGAGAAUUAAAGAAGAUUUCAAUGAAUUGCAGUAUACUGAUUAUCAAUUAAAGAGGUCACCUUUAGUUGAUAUUGGUAUCGAUUGUAUCAAAUCGUUUCCGCUUGAUUAUAUGCAUCUUGUGUGUCUUGGUGUGAUGAAAAGAAUUUUGAUGUUUUUAAAAUCAGGACCACGAGAGUGCAAGCUAUCCCAUCUGCAAAUAGAAUUACUUUCGGACAAACUUGUUGCUCUGAAUGGGAAAAUGCCUCGAGAAUUCGCAAGACAGCCACGUUCGCUUGAGGUUCUCGAUCGAUGGAAGGCAACAGAGUACAGGCAAUGCAUUCUAUACACUGGCCCACUUAUUUUCCGCAACAUAAUGCAUGACCAAAUGUAUCAACAUUUCCUAGCUCUAACGGUUGCCAUGUCAAUAUUACUUGACUCCAGAGAUGCUUCUAGGAAUCACUACCUGAAUUAUGCAAAAGAAUUGCUUGAAUACUUUGUCAAGAAAGCACCCCAGAUAUACGGAGAGACAUUUACUACCUACAACAUUCACUCUCUUGUACACAUAAGUGAUGAUGUUAAAAAUUAUGGUGUUUCACUAAAUGAACUAAGUGCCUUUAGAUUUGAAAACUAUCUUCAAAAGUUAAAGAAAUUUGUGAAGAAAGCACAAAAUCCUAUUGCUCAAGUUGCUAAACGGUUGUUUGAACUGGAAAGAACUACUGUCAAACCAUGGAUGAAUGUUUCAACAACCUAUCUUUCCACAAAAAGAAAAGACAGUUGUUUACUUUUAAAAGAUCAGUCGUUUGCAUUUUUGCAAGAAAAAAGAGAAAAUGGAGAAUUGAUAUGCAAAGUUGUUUCACAACAGAGACUGGAAAAUUUAUUUAUUAAUCCAUGUGAAUCGAAAUUAAUAAAUGUUGCCGUUGUGAAAAACACAACAUUGCAGAGGCAUGGACGGGAAAAAAUAAUCAGAAAGCAUGACAUAGAUAGAAAAGUUGCAUGUUUGCCUUAUGAUGGGAAAUAUGUGCUGUUUCCUUUGCUGCAUGGAAUUGAAAGGCAAUAUUAGGAUAAGAUGGACAAGAAGUGGGUAAGAGCUGUGUGGAGAGAGGAUGAAAAAGAGAUGGAGCUUGCCAUACCCAGUGUAUGGGUUGAAGGAAAUCGCAUAAGAUGGCCAAAUACAUCAAAUGCAAAAUCUGCACUCAAAGAAUGCAAGAAACCUGCUGACAAAUGGCUUUCAUUUGAUCUGAUAAAGAUCAAGUUUUCAUCAGGUAACUUCUUAAUUUAUUGAUAAGAAACCGAGUAAUUUAUGUUUGAAGAUGUAAAAAAUGUAGGGAAGUCAACAA
This is a messenger RNA of Magallana angulata, 2623 nucleotides long. RefSeq lists its product as uncharacterized. The transcript is spliced from 3 exons. The record is from RefSeq and is a predicted model, not a curated record. Bases 334 to 2346 code for a protein of 670 amino acids. NCBI's taxonomy places the organism in Eukaryota, Metazoa, Mollusca, Bivalvia, Ostreida, Ostreidae.